Molecule: messenger RNA, 2019 nt
Organism: Lingula anatina
Lineage: Eukaryota; Metazoa; Brachiopoda; Lingulata; Lingulida; Lingulidae
Product: carbohydrate sulfotransferase 11
Biological process (GO): carbohydrate biosynthetic process
Cellular component (GO): membrane
Molecular function (GO): sulfotransferase activity
Source: RefSeq, a predicted model, not a curated record
GCAGACUGGGAAGAAGGUUUUGGCCGAUACUUGAAGAGAUGGCUCCUAAAGGAAAAAGGCCGAUUGAUCUGAUUAGAUCGAAGAUACAUCGGACAAUUCACCUGUUGAAGACUCGCGUAUGUCGGUGCCAAAAAAAGUUGUUGAAGGGAGGAAAUGUGACAUUUCGCAGACGACAUAUGAAUGUAGCCGUUGGAGUCUGCAUCAGUCUUGUGAUCUUCUAUAAAUUUAUAUUGUCAGGUAGUGAGACCACCGUGUCAACGGAUGAGAAGGACGCUCAGAUGGUGCCAAGAAUGAAUGCCGUGAGCCAGGAGGAGUCGACUGAGACCGUUUGGGAAGCGGAACUGGAACGGCGUAAGAAUCUUAUAAUGGACGUCUGCAAAAAACAUGGCAUGUCGCUAGAUUGGAGGCCAAAUCCUAGCCGGCAGAAAUACAUUGUAGUAGAAGAAAAGAGCAAAGUUAUGGCAUGCUUAGUGCCAAUUCCUAAGUCAGGGUUGUCAGGCUGGAAAAGAUGGCUUCUGGCCAUUGGCGGCUACAUGAAUGGCACCAUGCUUCAAGACAUCGCGAUCUCCAAAAAGUUACAGGCGGAAUUAUCUGUCAAGCACCUUAAGUCAAUGCCCGCUUCAACACCCGAGCAACUGACUGCGUAUUACAAAGUGUUUUUCAUUGGGGAUCCUUUAGAAAGACUCCUUUCUGUGUAUAAGAAUAAGAUUGAAACAAACCAUUUUAACAAUCUGGAGGUCGUUUCAGUUGUAGGAAAUUACGUUCUAGAAAACUACCGCGGAGAAACCGCCAAACUUCCUGUGACCAUAAAAAGGGAAAUAGGAAAGGCCGUCUGCACUCUUCCUAACGGCCAGACGGUCGAAUAUUAUCAGAGAGAUAAUAAGGAUUUGAUCAGUCUUUCCUUCGAUGACUUUCUCAACUACGUUGUUGACAAUCCUGAUAAAAUGGACCUGUCAUGGCAACCUCUACACGAGAUCUGUCAGCCAUGUGGGAUUAAGUACGACAUGGUCGGCUAUUUCAGUUCGUUCCUAACUGAUAAUGAUAACAUCAUAAAACAUCUAAAAGUAGACCCGACUAUCAAAUUCCCGGACUAUUUGUAUGAUUCGUCUGAAAAAAUUAUGGAUGAAUAUUAUUCGAAAGUUAGUAAGCAGGUAUUAUCGAGGAUUAAGCAGAUGUAUGAGAUAGACGCCCAAAUGGCGGGAACGGUUCCGCUGGAAAGCGAAGUUCAGGGAAACGCGGCAAACAAUUCUGCGGCGACGAACGACACUGAUGCUAGUCAGUACGUCAAUCCAAUUCCUCCCCCUGAGGAGGAAUUCAUUUGACACCUUAUCGUCUGGCACCUUUAACGAAGAGACAUUUCAUAAUUAAUGUAUCUGAAAGAGGUAUUUUUAUAUUAUAGCAUGCUGUUGGAAACUGAGUGUCCCCCAAUGCGUGCCGUUGGUUUGCAAACCAUUCACAAAAAUAGCUUUCUUGAAAUUCAUUGUAUAUCUAUCAAAAGAAAGAAGAUAACUUUAAAGAAUAACAUCAUUAAUUGGUUUCGAGUGAAACGCAUAGAAUUUAUAUCGAUAUCUAAGAUGUAUUUUUGUCGUGACAGUAUCCUAUUUGUUAAAACACAUGGCCUGACAUUUACUCUGUCACAUUAAAUUGCACGUGACGUUACGGCCGCAACAGCUAUGGCCGAGAAAAUUGUUUAAAAAAAAAAGACACCUGUGGGUUGAAUACAUAUUCUGGACUAUUAAAGAAUUGUCAAGAUACAAGUUGAUUGUACGAUAGAUUGAAUAAUGUAAGACGAGCGUAACUCAAAAACAGAUUUUCUUGACAAGUGGUCUAGUCAGAUGACUGGUUUACAAUUUAUGUAAAAGUGUAUUUAUUGAAAUUGAUAGGCAAGUCGAACAAUUCGGAAAUUAAUUCCAAGUAUACUAUCAAGUGUGAUGCGGGUAGGACAAGAUGUGAACGAUCAGUAAACCCGUAGACAGUGUUGGGUCCAAUUUCACUCAAAAAUAAAUAAAUAAAUAAAUA